Molecule: messenger RNA, 2091 nt
Organism: Eupeodes corollae
Lineage: Eukaryota; Metazoa; Arthropoda; Insecta; Diptera; Syrphidae
Gene: Ir68a
Product: ionotropic receptor 21a
Exons: 9
Coding region: 1-2085 (694 amino acids)
Cellular component (GO): membrane
Molecular function (GO): glutamate-gated receptor activity
Source: RefSeq, a predicted model, not a curated record
AUGCUAUGGUGUUGUCUACUCCUUGUGUAUUGCGUUUCCCCCUCAAGUGGUCUUUGGACCGUAAAUGUACAAAACGAUCACCUGCAAGAAUACUUUGAAGAACUUAGUCUACUCGUUUCUGAAAUUAUGCAUAAAACAAAUGUUUUUCGUUGCUUUGCUAUCAUAACCGAUGAUACGUAUUAUAAGAUUUUUGGGCAGACAGUUUUUGAAAAAUAUCGACGAAAAUUGAAUUCAAAUUUCUUUUUAAAGAUUUCCGAUACGGAGGAUUUAAUGGCACCUAAUUACCAAACUGUCAGAGUGCUGAAAGAAAUUCGUGCGCAAAAUUGUGAUUUGCACAUUAUAAUGUUGUCGAAUGGAAAUCAAGUUAGAAGAUUUCUGAUGUUUGUUGAUGAAAAUCGGAUAUUGGAUACGCGAGCAAAGUUUGUCAUGCUUUAUGAUCAUCGAGUCUUAGCUGAAGAUAUGAUUGUAAUAUGGAGGAAUAUUUUACAAGUUGUUUUUAUAAGAUGGCAAAGAGUUACAAAAAGUGAUGAUAUCGACGAGAAAGGCGAAUUCAAUCUUCUCUCAAUUCCCUAUCCAAACAUUUUAAAUGGAAUUCUUUCGACUCAAGUAAUUCUUAAAUGGAAAAACCACAAAUUUCACAAGAAAAUCCCUAUAUUUAAUGACAAAUCAAAGGAUCUUAAAGGAAUCGCUUUAAGAAUUGUAGCCUUUGAACAUGUACCUAUGGUGAUGAAACUCAAAAAUGGCGACUUCGCUGGAGUUGAGGUCGAAAUAAUUCGAUCAUUGGAGAAAGUUAUGAAUUUCAAAGCAUAUUUUUACGAAACUAAUGACGCCGAAACGGAACAUUGGGGUAAGAUCUUACCAAAUCGGAGUUAUACUGGACUUAUUGGAGAAAUGAUCAAUCGUCAAGCCAAACUCGCCAUCGGUGAUCUUCAACUUAAUAUCCUAUACUCUAAUGUCAUGGACAUGAGUGAGCCUCAUAGUCACGAGUGUUUUACAUUUCUUACCCCAGAAUCUUCACAGGAUAACUCAUGGAAGACACUUAUUCUACCUUUUAGUGGUAACGUUUGGGCAGCUGUUAUAGCAGGUCAGCUCGUUGUUGGAACAAUAUUUUAUUUGAUCUCUUAUACGCAUUCAGUAAAUAUUGCUGAGACUUCUCGCCGAAACCAAGUUUUCUUCUCGAUCUUUCGCAAACGUGGAACUUCCAUUGAUUCAAAACUAUUUCGAGAUGUAAAAUUUCGUUCGUCAUUGAAUCGCCGUAUUCCACGCCAGGAGUCAACUGAUCUCUUCGACGAUUACUCUAAUUGUAUACUUUUGACUUAUAGCAUGUCCUUGUUCGUGUCCUUGCCAAAAAUGCCAAAAAAUUGGCCACUACGAAUACUCACAGGUUGGUACUGGUUGUACUGCAUAAUGCUUGUAGUUUUCUACCGAGCGAGCUUCACGGCGAUUUUAGCUAAUCCAGCCCCGAGAAUAACCAUAGACACAAUUGAAGAACUUUCCAAAAGUCGAAUAACUGCUAGUGUAUGGGGAACGGAAAAUAAGAAAUUUUUCGAGCAAGCUUUUGACGAAAUCGCUCAAGAAAUGAGCGAAAAAUUGGAAAUGGUUGAUGAUAUUUAUGGAGUUACCGAUCGAAUUGCAAAAGGUCAAUCUGCUUACUACGACAAUAAAUUUUUCUUGCGACAUCUUCGACAAUUAGGAAGCUUACGCCGAGAAGACACUGAAAUUUUACAUAUUAUGAAAGAAUGUGUUGUCGUCAUGCCAAUUUCAAUAGGAAUGGAGAAAAAUUGUCCAUUCAAAGCUAAUGUUGACAAAUAUCUAAAUUGGAUGAAAGAAGGUGGGCUUCUUUCAAAAUGGUUAAAAGACGCAACAAGAGAUUUAUCCUCCGAAGAAAUGGCGCCACAAGAAGCCCUAAUGAACUUGGAAAAGUUUUGGAGUUCUUUUGCGGCUUUGGGAUUUGGAUACAUUUUGGGUGCUCUGACAAUUGGUAGCGAGAUAUUUCAUUUUAAGUAUAUCGUUCAAAGACAUCCAUUGUAUGAUAAAUAUAAUCCGAAAAUAUAUUAUAAUUUUCAAAGAAGGUUUAACUAUUAAAUUAAA